Aspergillus aculeatus ATCC 16872 is the source of this 4068-nucleotide messenger RNA. RefSeq names its product MRX complex DNA-binding subunit. Bases 28 to 3933 code for a protein of 1301 amino acids. Gene Ontology annotation, biological process: double-strand break repair; chromosome organization involved in meiotic cell cycle; telomere maintenance via telomerase. The record is from RefSeq and is a predicted model, not a curated record. The transcript has 6 exons. Gene Ontology annotation, molecular function: single-stranded telomeric DNA binding; ATP hydrolysis activity; G-quadruplex DNA binding. Gene Ontology annotation, cellular component: nucleus; condensed nuclear chromosome; Mre11 complex. Lineage: Eukaryota; Fungi; Ascomycota; Eurotiomycetes; Eurotiales; Aspergillaceae.
CUUGACGGCCCUCGUAGACAGCCCAAGAUGUCGAAGAUAGAUAAGCUUUCGAUUUUGGGUGUCCGCUCGUUCGACAAUACCCGCAGCGAGACUAUCCAAUUUCACACGCCGCUUACAUUGAUUGUUGGGUAUAAUGGAUCGGGAAAGACGACGAUUAUUGAAUGUCUCAAAUAUGCGACUACCGGUGAUCUUCCGCCGAAUAGCAAGGGUGGUGCAUUCAUCCAUGAUCCGAAGUUAUGCGGCGAAAAGGAGGUGCUGGCGCAGGUCAAGCUGUCCUUCAAAGCGACCUCGGGCGCCAAGAUGGUGGCGACGCGGAGUCUCCAGCUGACGGUGAAGAAGACCACGCGGCAGCAGAAGACGCUGGAGGGCCAGCUCCUGAUGGUCAAGGACGGCGAGCGGACGGCCAUCUCGUCGCGGGUGGCCGAGCUGGACCAGAUCCUGCCGCAGUACCUGGGCGUGUCGAAGGCGAUCCUCGACUCGGUCAUCUUCUGCCACCAGGACGAGAGCCUGUGGCCCAUGAGCGAGCCGUCGGUGCUCAAGAAGAAGUUCGACGAGAUCUUCGAGGCGAUGAAGUACACCAAGGCGAUCGACAACAUCAAGCAGCUCCGCAAGAAGCAGAACGAGGAGCUGGCCAAGUACAAGAUCAUGGAGCAGCACGCCAAGGAGGACAAGGAGAAGGCCGACCGCGCCGAGAAGCGCUCCAUCAAGCUGCAGGACGAGAUCGAGGCCCUGCGCGCCGAGACCCAGCGACUCUCCCAGGAGAUGCGCCGCGUUGCCGACCUGGCGGACAAGGCCUGGAAGGAGUCCGAGAGCUACUCCCAGAUCCUGGGCGCGCUGGAGGGCAAGCGCAUCGAGGCGAAGAGCAUCCAGACGACGCUCGAUAAUCUGCAAAGACAUCUGGUGGAGCUCGACGAUUCGGAUGAGUGGCUGGAGGCGAAUCUGGAGCAGUUCGAGACCAAGCAACUGCAGUACCAGCAGCAGGAGGAAUCGCAGAAGGAGAACUACAUGGAGAUCAAGGAGCAGAUCGAGAACGCGCGGCAGAAGCUGGGUCUCAAGCAGGCCGAGUACGGGAAGUUCGAAAAUGACAAGGCGAACUUCGAGCGCCAGGUCGAGAGGCGACAGCGCAUGACCAGAGAGAUUGCGCGGAGCCACAGCAUCCGCGGGUUCGACAACGUGGCGGACCAGGCAGAUGUCGACGAGUUCAUGCGGAGAAUUAGGAAGAUCCUCAAAGAGCAGAACCAGGUGCUGGAGCGAGUCAAGCGGGAGGCACAAAGCGAGCUGCGUGAGGCGCAAAGCUCCCUGAAUCAGCUUGGACAACGUAAAUCGGCACUGCAGGAAAGUAAGAUCGCGGCCAAGCGACAGAUGGCUCUGAACGACCGAGAUGCGGCUUCCUAUCAAGCAAAACUCAAUGAGAUCAAUGUCGAUGAGGGCGUGCAGGCUGCGCUGGAGACGAACAUUGAAGACAUCAGUUCUCGCUUGGAUCAGGCCAAGGAACGCUCACGAUCCGCUUCGUGGGAUAAAGAGAUCCAGAACAUCAACUCGGAGAUACGCAGUCUCGAGGACGAAAGCUCCCGCCUGAACACCGAACUCAUCGAGGCCACUAAGAAGGCUGGUGAUCUCGCCCGGUUGGACCACCUUAAGAAGGAACUGAAGGAAAGGGAGCGCAGUCUGGAAACCAUGAAAGGGGCUCAUGGCGAACGACUCUCCAAAUACGUUAAACCCACUUGGAGCACCGAAACCCUGGAGCAAGACUUUCACCAUGUUCUAGAAGAAGAGUCAAGACACGUCUCGAAGGCGGAGCGUGAACGCGACGGCGUCAGCCGCGAGCUGGAACAAGUAGAGUUCAAGCUGAAAGAAGCGAAGAAAGCCUUGGGUCAGCGGCAGAAAGAACUCAAGGAGAGCGUCACAGAAAUCCGUGAAGCCAUUGGCGAAGAACCCGAGGAAUAUCUUGAGAUCGUCAAAGAGCGGCAGAUCCAGCUUGAUCUUGCGCGCAAAGAUACGGAGCAGUUUGCUGGCAUCAGCACGUACAUGAAAGACUGUCUUGCCACGGCAAAGUCAACGAAGGUUUGCCGGCUGUGCCAGCGAGGUUUCGAAGCAGACAGACAAUUGCAGAUCUUCAUCAAUAAACUUGAGGGCUUGGUCAAGAGGAACCAACGCAAUGCUGAAGACGAGGAUAUCCGACAGUUGGAGGAGGACCUCAACACCGCGCGAGAAGCUAUCACGGCCUACAACACGUGGACACGAUUGAAGGACACAGAAAUCCCGAGUCUGGAGAAGGAAGAGGAGCAAUACGUUCUCCAACAGGACAAGCUCCUCAAUCAAUUAGAAGAACACGACCAGAUCCUCGGCGAGAAGACCGAGAAGAAGAAAGAGGUCGAAGCACUUUCCAAAACUGUCAGCACUAUCGUCAAGUAUGACAGCGAGAUCAAAUCUAUUCGCUCUCAGAUACAAGAACUCUCUUCAAAGCAAGAUGACAACACUGGUUCACGCACCCUGGAGGAUAUUCAGGAAGAAAUUGCUGGGAUUGGCGAGCGGUCCCGCGCUCUGAAGAAGACAUUGUCAAAAGUCACCCAUGACAAGGAGCAGGCGUUAGCGGAGAUCAACAAUCUGGAAUUGCAGCUCAGAGAUGCUAGGAGCAACCUGGAUAACGCCAAGUUCCAGCUCGAACGGAAGGCAGAUCUUCUCACUCGCCUGGCAGAGUUCAAGAACCUCAACAACGAACAGCGUGCCGCGAUCGCGAAGGCGGACAAGGACAUUGAGGAUCUCACUCCUGAACUACUCAAGAUCCAAGCCCAGGUUGAUGACAUCAGUCAACGCGCCGACGCUCGCGAGAGGGAGUUGCAGCAGGGGAUUUCCCAGCUGUCCGAUAGCGUACAUCAGCUGGAAAUCGCAAACGAGGAGAUAGAAGCCUACAACGAGCGAGGAGGUCCCACUCAACUCGAGCGAAGCAAACGAGAACUCCAGACCAUUGAGAACGAGAUCAGCGAGCUUGAAUCCGAACAGGCCACGAUCACGAAAGAGAUCAACCGGAUCUCAGCCCAGCUCAAAGACAGCGAAAACACCAAGCGCCAAUACGCCGACAACCUGACGUACCGCCAGGCGACCCGGGCCCUGGACAAAGUCAAUGCGGAGAUCGAGCAACUCGCCGCGCAGAACGCCGAGGUCGACCGCAGCCGCUUCAAGGAGGAAUCGGAGCGCCGCACGCGCGAGCACAACGCCCUGGCCGCCAAGCAAGCGAGCAAGAUGGGCGAGAUGAAGUCCAAGGACGACCAGCUGAUGCAGCUGCUCGCCGACUGGGACACGGACUACAAGAACGCGGCCAGCAAGUACAAGGAGGCGCACAUCAAGGUGGAGACAACGCGCGCGGCGGUCGACGACCUGGCGCGCUAUGGCGGCGCCCUCGACAAGGCCAUCAUGAAGUACCACGGCCUGAAGAUGGAGGAGAUCAACGCCAUCGUCGGCGAGCUCUGGCAGAAGACCUAUCGCGGCACGGACGUCGACACCAUCCUCAUCCGCUCCGACAACGAGAACGCCAAGGGCAACCGCUCGUACAACUACCGCGUCUGCAUGGUCAAGCAGGGCGCCGAGAUGGACAUGCGCGGCCGCUGCAGCGCCGGCCAGAAGGUGCUGGCUAGCAUCAUCAUCCGCCUCGCCCUGGCCGAGUGCUUCGGCGUCAACUGCGGCCUCAUCGCCCUCGACGAGCCCACCACCAACCUCGACCGCGACAACAUCCGCUCGCUGGCCGAGUCCCUCCACGACAUCAUCCGCACGCGCCAGCAGCAGGCCAACUUCCAGCUGAUCGUUAUCACCCACGACGAAGAGUUCCUGCGCCACAUGCAGUGCGGCGAUUUCAGUGAUUACUAUUACCGGGUUUCGCGGAACGAGCGCCAGAAGUCCAUUAUUGAGCGCCAGUCGAUCGCUGAGGUUAUGUGAUUGUGACUUUAUGUCGCUGGUUGCCUGUGGGCAGAUUCGGGGCUCUUAUGCAUGGCAUGGUUUUUACGAGGAUAGGGGAUGUUCUUCCAAUCGAGGAUCAAAAGUGGUACAGUCCACAUUAGCUUACUUCAUGUA